AUGCCACCGUUCCAAAGAAAAAUAACUGAAAAGCACUAUUCAAGAUGCCCUGAGGCUUACUAUACGUGCAUUGACUGUUCCAAGACAUUUGAUGACGGGUACAGCUAUCAAAAACAUACGCAAUGUAUAACAGAGGAUGAGAAAUACCAGAAGGCUUUGUAUCAGGGGAAGAAGAAGAAGCCACAGCCAAAAGUUCAGAAUCCUGUGAAAGUUGAGAAACCAUCGAAAGAUGAGAAACCAUCGAAAGUGGAGAAGCCCAAAAUUGAGAAGGCCAAGAGUAAUGAUGGCUUCCCAAAGUUUGAAGCUGGAAGCUCACUCUACAAGAUGCUUAAAACCGUCAGAGAUAAAGAGACCAAGAAGACAUUGCUUAAAAGUCUUGUCUGCAACUCAGAGGGCCACUGGGUUUUGCAAUAG
This is a messenger RNA of Torulaspora delbrueckii, 414 nucleotides long. RefSeq lists its product as uncharacterized. Gene Ontology annotation, biological process: negative regulation of transcription by RNA polymerase II; rRNA processing. Gene Ontology annotation, cellular component: nucleolus. Lineage: Eukaryota; Fungi; Ascomycota; Saccharomycetes; Saccharomycetales; Saccharomycetaceae. The transcript has a single exon. The coding region runs from base 1 to 414 and encodes 137 amino acids. The record is from RefSeq and is a predicted model, not a curated record. Gene Ontology annotation, molecular function: DNA binding.